AUGGUCACCACCCGCCGAUCAGCACAAUUCCAGGCGCGUCUGCCAGUUGAGGAUGCGACAGUCAACGGAACACCAGAGUUGAAGGGGAAGCGCAAGUCGGAGUUGGAAAACGCGUCGUCUGCUACAAGCCCAGAGACCCAGGGCAACAAGCGAAGAAAGAGGAGCAGUAUAAAAGCAACCGAAGAAGUAGUGAAGGAGGAUAGAAAAGAAGACAAGAAAGAGGAGACAGCACCUAAGAAACAUUUCCGAUUUGACAGCGAAGAGCCUGAAGUACCGCAGGUCGCGGAGCCUGAGGCCCCGGUCGAUGCGCAGCAGGAGCAGAAUGAUGAGGAGGACAGCAGCGAUGAUGAGGCCCCAGAGACAGUGGACAACUCUGCACAGUUGUCUAAAAUGAAGCUAGAAGCUAGGAAACGGGAGGAGGCGAGAAGAAUAGAGGAGCAAGCAAAGCGAGAAAAGAGGCGGCAAUUGGACGAAACCCGCAAGCAGCAGGCCAAAGCUUCGGCUAAAAGAAAGGAAGCACCUACAUCCCAAACUGCGCCAGGAGCUGGAACUCCUGCAGAUGACAUGUUAUCCGAGAGCUCAGCAACACUGCAAGGAUCACUUACACAAGACGCUCGACGCCCGGCACUCCCCGCUCUCCUUCCCGACGAUAUUCUAAAUGCAGUACCUGACGUCCGGCCACCGACACCUCCACCGGAGACCGAAGUUUUCUCCCAGAAGAAGCCAACCAAGCUCAGAUUCCUUGAGAAGAAGGAGAAGGCCCCGAAGGAUAUGCGAAUGGGCGAUGUCGCUAUCCGUGUGCUGGAUAGUGAGAGCUCGCGAAAGCAGCCAAGCACAGCGCUCGCCCCGAAGGCGUCAAAGACAGGAAAGGGUGCGAGGGAAGCAUGGCUGAAGCAAGCUCGCAGCACUGGGCACGUCAAUGGCAUGAGAAUGGUCAGUAGUGGAAAGAAGGGCUUCGUGCGCAAGUAA
Aspergillus mulundensis is the source of this 969-nucleotide messenger RNA. RefSeq lists its product as uncharacterized. The transcript is spliced from 2 exons. Bases 1 to 969 code for a protein of 322 amino acids. The record is from RefSeq and is a predicted model, not a curated record. Gene Ontology annotation, biological process: rRNA processing. Gene Ontology annotation, molecular function: snoRNA binding. Lineage: Eukaryota; Fungi; Ascomycota; Eurotiomycetes; Eurotiales; Aspergillaceae.